CCCUUUUUUUCCUCGUCUUUUCCUCAUUCGUACACUGUUCUUCAAACCACUUCUCACUCAGGAUCAUAUCAUCACAUAGAGAGAGAGAGAGAGAGAGGGAGACAGAGAGAGAGAAGCGAUUCGCAAAUCAUAGUACUACAGAUUAAUUUACAGGAGGAGAAGAGGAGGUUCGAUUGAUACACAAAGUCGUAGUAGUAGUAGCAGUAGUGGUAGUAGUAGUAGUAGAAAGUAGCCAAAUGGAUGAGCUUGAAUUUCAACGCAUUCUCAAUCUCUUCCCAGUCGUUCGUCCCCGCGAUUAUCAUGCUGAUUCAGAAUCAUCAACGCGACAAUCGACUGUUCAACCUCCACCGAAUGAGGAGGAUGCAUGGGAUGGGUCAGAUGAAAAGGAAAUCGCAAUUCAAGAAAUUGAACAUGAUUCAUUUUGGGCAAAAUUAAAGAUGGCUGCAGAAAAGAAGGUGGGUGCAGCAAAGGCAGAACAAUUUUGCAAGGCUUUUCGAACCAUUCACAAGAAACUUGUGUAUGAAGAAAUGAGUUUAGAUGCUGCCAGGAGCUUUUUGAGUUCACCUAAAAAUUAUGGAGAAUAGUUUCUUGCCUCCUGAAUUUUCUUGUUAUUCUGUUUCUGGUGGAUGUUUUUCUUGGAGAGAGAGAGAGAGAUAUUGUAGUUCAAAUUGAAGCAGUUCAUGUUGCAAAUUGUUGGUUGAGAUGACUAAAUGGCUUCUUGCUCUUUACUUUUGCUUAGCACAUGUAAUGUUGAUGAAUUUUCUCUCUUCUUCUUCAUUUUAAAAUA
Molecule: messenger RNA, 787 nt
Organism: Camellia sinensis
Lineage: Eukaryota; Viridiplantae; Streptophyta; Magnoliopsida; Ericales; Theaceae
Product: octanoyltransferase
Source: RefSeq, a predicted model, not a curated record